Molecule: messenger RNA, 3110 nt
Organism: Meriones unguiculatus (Mongolian gerbil)
Lineage: Eukaryota; Metazoa; Chordata; Mammalia; Rodentia; Muridae
Gene: Slc68a1
Product: major facilitator superfamily domain containing 13A
Exons: 11
Coding region: 936-2489 (517 amino acids)
Source: RefSeq, a predicted model, not a curated record
UAUUCCUGAAAGGAAUCUAGGAUUUCCCUGCCCUCCGUAUUUCCUCGCCCCCAGGACCCCCACCUGGAAAUCCUAUAGAUUUCCGUUUCCUCUUCCUUGUCUCUCCUGCCCUUCAGUCCCUGUGGCUCACCGACUGGUGUCUCCUAUUGCCAGAUCUAAGGAUCGCCCCGUAUUCCAGCAUCUCCCCUUUCGUAUGCAGCCUGGCUUCAAGCUCUGUCACUCACUCCGCUCUUACUUAGGGCCUGACUUCCAGGACCUUAUGUAUUCCCUUUGUCCUCCCCCCUCCCCCCCGCGCCCCCUUUUUUUUGAGACAGGGUUUCUCUGUGUAGCUUUGGCUAUCCUGGACUCAAUUUGUAGGCUGGCCUCCAACUCAGAGAUCUGCCUGCCUCCGCCUCCCUGGGAUUACAGGCGUGCGCCACUGCCUUUGUCUCUUAGUGAUGUUUUCCUAAGAGUCAAGUGCCUUACAGGGUCUUGGGAAGGAGAGGAGCAUUAAAGGCUUAGAGUGAGGAUAGACCUGAACCCAGAUCCAAGAUGGCUUGCAGACCUCCUCCAACUCACUGCCCUCUUGCCUACGUUGACAGGGCUAAUAAUCUAGAAGAGACGGACGACUCGACACCAGGACCCAAUCCAGACCCAGGAAUGCCAGAGAAGAGGCUUUGUGGGGAAGGGAGGCCAGCACCCAGCCCUCCAGGAAAUGAAAUUGCAUUUCAGGGAGGUCUUCCUCUUCCAUUCAGCUAUUCCAAACACUCAACACCUUCAUCCAAGCAGGAGAUUUCCCAGGGGCUGACACUCCUGAGCCGCUCUCCUGGAGAUACUCCUUGACUGAGGAAGCUCCUCCAACUGCAGACAAUUGACAGAGACAAGAAUGGUCAGACUGGCAAUGUCUGUGAGCCCUCCUCAGCGCUCCUGGGGCUGAGGCUUGGCCACCACCAGCCAUGAGGCUAGGCUGGCCCCAACUCAGGCUGCUGGGCCUGCCCACAGCCGUGGUGUAUGGCUCCUUGGCUCUCUUCACCUCCAUCCUGCAUAAUGUGUUCCUGCUGUACUACGUGGACACCUUUGUCUCCGUGUAUAAGAUCAACAAAGUGUCCUUCUGGGUUGGAGAGACUGUAUUUCUCCUCUGGAACAGCUUCAACGACCCCCUCUUCGGCUGGCUCAGUGACCGCCAGUUCCUCAGCUCCCAGCCAUGGUCAGGAGCCGGGCUCUCCUCCAGAGAUGUGGUGCUGACUCGGGUGCGGGCGCUAGGCUGGCACGGGCCGCUGCUGGCACUGUCCUUCCUGGCAUUCUGGGUGCCCUGGGCCCCUGCUGGCUUGCAGUUCUUACUGUGCCUGUGCCUCUAUGAUGGCUUCCUGACGCUCGUGGACCUCCACCAUCAUGCCUUGCUGGCUGACCUGGCUCUCUCAGCCCAUGACCGCACCCACCUCAACUUUUACUGCUCCCUCUUCAGUGCCGCUGGCUCCAUGUCUGUCUUUGCCUCCUAUGCCUUUUGGAACAAGGAAGACUUCUCCUCCUUCCGUGCCUUUUGUGUGGUACUAGCUGCUGGCUCUGGGCUGGGCUUUCUGGGAGCCACACGAUUGCUAAAGUGGCGCAUUGAGGCAACCAGAAGGGCCAAGAGUAGCUCGGCCCUGCUCAUAGAUGGCAGUGCGUGUGAAGAGGCGCUGCUGGUGGGCGGUGGGGAAGCAGGCACCAUCACCUUGGGCCAGUACCUCCGGCAACUGGCACGCCACCAAAACUUCCUGUGGUUCGUGGGCAUGGAUCUGGUACAGGUGUUUCACUGCCACUUCAACAGCAACUUCUUCCCCCUCUUCCUGGAGCACUUGCUGUCAGAGCACAUCUCGCUCUCCACCGGCUCCUUCCUGCUGGGCAUCUCCUAUGUUGCUCCUCAUCUCAACAACCUCUACUUCCUGCCCCUGUGCCGGCGCUGGGGUGUCUAUGCAGUGGUGCGGGGCCUCUUCCUGCUCAAGCUGAGCCUUAGCCUCCUCAUGCUGUUGGCUGGCCCAGACCACCCUGGCCUGCUUUGCUUCUUCAUUGCCAGCAACCGUGUCUUCACUGAGGGCACCUGUAAGCUGCUGACCCUGGUGGUCACUGACCUGGUGGAUGAGGACCUGGUGCUGAACCAUCGCAAACAGGCAGCCUCGGCGCUUCUCUUUGGUAUGGUUGCCCUGGUGACCAAGCCUGGCCAGACCUUUGCCCCACUGCUGGGCACCUGGCUUCUCUGCUUCUAUACAGGUCACGACCUUUUUCAGCAGCCCCCAGUGACGUCUGUGGGGAGUGUCCGGCCAUGGCCAGAGCCGCCCGCGCCAGCGCCGGCGCAGGCGCCGACACUCCGCCAGGGUUGCUUCUACCUGCUGGUGCUGGUGCCCAUCACCUGCGCACUGCUGCAGCUCUUCACCUGGUCCCGGUUCACACUGCACGGGAGACGCCUGCGUAUGGUCAAGGCCCAGCGACAGAACCUGGCCCAGAUCCACACGCUGGACAUUAAGGUGGUGUGAGAGGUGCGGCGAGGCUGUCCUGGCUCCAGCAGUAGCCUCUCGUGCCAGCCAGCAUCCUGCUUCCUCACCUUCUCUGCGUGCAGCCCAAAGAACAGAUGGCAUGGGGGCGCCUCUGGGGCGGAACCGGGAGCAUCACUGAGGCCUGCCCUUCAUCAGCCAUCUGCCUCAGCUCGGCCAAGGGCUGAGCUAUACGUGCUCAGGGACCUGCAACUUCUGUGGGGCAGGAAAAAAAAAUGAGGAUCAGAAAGGGUAGGGCUCAGUGUGGUGCACAAGGAUCCAUUUCAGAAAGGCUUCCAGAACCACCAGAAAGUAACUUGACAGCCGCAGCCCAUCGGCUGGGCCAUGUGCCCUGGAGCCCGCACCUGGAUCACCUGCACGCGGGCACCUGCAGCUGGGGCUGUCUACGCAGUGGGCUUCUGGGCCGUGACUGCACCUUCUGCCCACUCAGGCGCAGCUCAUUCAAAGUGCCAUUUGCCCCUCCUUCUGGCAGUUUGUUCUGCUUCACCUGUGCUGGCAAUGGUGUCCCCUUUCUGCUGUAGGGCUCCCCAGAGCCCAACAGGCCUCAAAACCCUUGAGGCUCAACUCAUUCCUGAUCCAGUAAAGCCAGUCAUUCCUAGUCAA